AUGCGCAUCUACACUUUCGUAUUCCUUGUCUCUAAUGCGGCUCCGACACGUGCCACUGGCUUGCCGGGGGAAUCUGAUCACUUGACGAUGGAGGAUAUUUCCACGGCCAGUGCUCCUCUCUUCAUUCAUGAUCCCAACAACACUCGUGUCAAUCGCUUGUUCAACUCCCGCGUCGCUAUGGACGAUGAAGAGAGAGCUCCAGGACUAAAUCUACCCAAGAUCUCAACAGUGCUAGAGGGGGCUCAAAAGACUGCCCGGUUCAAGUUAAAAGGAGGUGCUAGCAAAAACGAGAUCACGUUCAACGCUUUGCAUCGCCUAUCAGGCAAGAAUGGAAAACAAUUGAAGCUUGUGAAAGUGGGUUCACGAGAGUCUGCACAAGAAGAAAUGGACCGUCUGGACGAUGUGGUCAGGAAGAUGGAAACGCGUAAAUUCAGGGAAGGCUCCGACACGGCUAUAGUCGAUCUGAAAAUAUGGAAUAGCGCUUAUUCAAUCAAGAUGGUUGUUGCAGUCCUGAAGAGGAGGAAUUUCUUUCGCCAUAUAUGCUUCCAAAAGGUGCGAGCUUUGGAACAGUGUUUCGGAGAAAACGAGGCUGGACUGUUUGAGACGCUUUCGGAAGGCUUUGGUGGUAUGGCGAGCUUCACAUCCUUUUUGUCCAUCGCGAAGCGAAGUCCUAUCGUCGGGGACUUUGCAGAGUAUCUCCAGAAGAAGCUGCUACAAUUUUGGCGCAAUAGUGAGGUACCCGUCGAUGAUGUACUCAAUCUUCUGUAUUUGACGAAGAGAGGCUGGCGAUACGAAACCCUGGAUACUUUGGUUGAGUACGUUGCAGUGCUUAGCGAGGUAAAACCGAUCGAGGCGUAUCGAGAAACGAUUGAGCUUCUCAAAAAAAAGUAUUCUAAGCCCGUCAUCAUGCGUAUGAUUCCUGAGGGCAAAGGUGCAGCAGUUGAAUCUGCCACUUUGCAUCAACGUGAUGGGAAGGUGUCGAAGCAAACGGAUCUCGCCAAUGACCUUAAAAAAGCGCUGUUCGAGUCGUAUGAAGUUGGCGUGGGACCAACCCAUCGGUAA
Molecule: messenger RNA, 1062 nt
Organism: Peronospora matthiolae
Lineage: Eukaryota; Oomycota; Peronosporomycetes; Peronosporales; Peronosporaceae
Source: the annotation of a GenBank genome assembly